Colletotrichum costaricense is the source of this 555-nucleotide messenger RNA. RefSeq lists its product as uncharacterized. Bases 1 to 555 code for a protein of 184 amino acids. The transcript is spliced from 2 exons. The record is from RefSeq and is a predicted model, not a curated record. Lineage: Eukaryota; Fungi; Ascomycota; Sordariomycetes; Glomerellales; Glomerellaceae.
AUGCAGGUGACAAUUAUCGAGUACUGGAUGUCCAACGCAUGGACGAAUAUUCCGUACAGAUGGAUAGAGAGAAAUGCUCGUCGACUCCUCUUUUUGCUCCGAGAUUGGCCCCCAACUGCGAUGCAUCCGUCCAUCCGAGGUUCCCAUCGGAUGAGCCAUCCACCUUCAUGCCCACCCAACCCCCGAGUUGAGACUGCAAUGUUUCAAUAUGCAUGGUUCCUCGAGGGCAGGGCUCCAGGAAUCCGCCCAUAUUCCAUUGAACCCAAGUCUUUGGGUCGCAUUCUGGUUCCUCGAGGGACUGUGUCGCCGUCGCCGAGGAUGCAACAUGGCGACGCCGGUCACACCCUUGUCGUCGACUCGCGGCGAGCCAUGUUGUCCAAUUUGCUUCGCAGUGUAAGCAUUUGUCGUCGUCGUGGUCGUACUGUGCAAUGUACGGAUACGGAGCACUACAUAUAUUCAGGGCACAAGGCACAGAGACCCAACAAUGAUUGUUGCCCAUCCACUCAACCAGAUAAUCAGCCGAAGCAUAAUCACGACACCCAUGCAGGCAAAUAG